This is a messenger RNA of Panicum hallii, 1795 nucleotides long. RefSeq lists its product as uncharacterized. NCBI's taxonomy places the organism in Eukaryota, Viridiplantae, Streptophyta, Magnoliopsida, Poales, Poaceae. The record is from RefSeq and is a predicted model, not a curated record. The transcript has 2 exons. Gene Ontology annotation, cellular component: exocyst. Gene Ontology annotation, biological process: exocytosis. Bases 145 to 1596 code for a protein of 483 amino acids. Gene Ontology annotation, molecular function: phosphatidylinositol-4,5-bisphosphate binding.
AUUGCCAGCGAGCGGGAAUCAUAUUUUAAGACGCGUGUUCCGUCCCCUCUCUUCAGCUUUUCCUAAGCGCGACUCGUGAAUCAAGUCAAGGACAUCGGCUCCGCCUCGAUCUGGAGAUUGCUCUCCGCAGAUCGCCAGUAAAGCAUGGAGGCGAUAGGCAGGGAUGGCCGCCGCGUGCCUUGUGGGCUUGGUACCAGCAGCAGCACCACUUCAGGUACGGGCUCAACUGGCUACACUCCCACCAGCUCUCAGCAGUCCUGGAUCUCUAUUAUGGAGGCGGCCAGGCAGAUCCAAGAAAUGGAGAUGGAGGAUCUUGAGUUUGUUCCGUCCCCAAAAGAGACGGCGAGCCAUAAGAACAUGAAGCGUAUUAAAAUCCUUGCCAAGGAAUUCUUCAGUGCGCCGUCGUCGGCGAAAUUCAGCAUCGAAGGAGCCGAGCUGAGUGUCCUCGAGAGAUGGUUCCGGGAGCUGGGCGUCGCGUGGGUUAUCCACGUCGCUGAUGGUGGACCUGCAGGGGAACUCGAGCAUGCUCUUGAUGCGUCCAGCUGGAUCCCGGCUCUCAACGAAAUCAGGCAUACCUUCUGCCUUGUGUUGUGGUUCCUUCCCGGCCACGGCUCCGCGGAGAAAGAUGAGCCUGCUACGGAGAGUGACGAGGAACAAAAUAUGGCGGAAGAACAAUUGCAGCUUGCAAGCUUUACCCAGCAAGCCAUGUUGAAGAUGCUUACUUUUGUUGACUUCAUUGUUGCUCCAAAUCUUACUUGUGACGUUUUUGUUGCCGAUGGGGUGCCGAUGCCGGCACCAUACGACAAGCUCCUCACCCUGCUCCAUGUACGUGAGCCUCUGUCCAAGGCCUUGUUUUGGAUCCGGUUGCCAUUCGAUUCAUCAUCCUAUGCAGAAGUUGCAAGGAUACAUGGCGAGAUAGUCGACGUCCUAUCAGCAAAGGAGGACAAGGUGGGCGAGGCCAUAUGGAGCACACUGGAGGAGAUUAGGACUCGACUCCUGGAAUCACCGGAGGAAGGCCAAGGCUCAUCAGGUACUCAAACUCCACAAGGAUCAUCGGACAUUGACAAGGCCACCAGGUCCGUUAUGAUGUAUGUAACGUUCCUGCAGCAUAAUUACUGGUUACUGACGCCAGUUGUAUUGGAAGCUGAUAGCCUCGGUAAGUAUGUUCCUCGGUUUGGAGCCGUACAACCUCUGACAAGCCUGGCAAUGGAGAUGAUAUCUUUUCUAGAAGAAAAGCUUGCCAACAAGUCAGAAGCAUCCCCAGAUCAGGGCCUCAGGUUCUUAUUCUUGCUCAACAACUCAUCUUUCAUAGCGGAUCAACUCCACGACACUCCCUAUUUCCCCAAGUCCUACAAGGUAGACCUCGCCGGCAAAGCCGAGGACUAUAUAAAGAUGUAUAUACAGAAGAUGAACACUACCCAGAAGCUGUGGAAGGUCCCCGAUCCUAAGCUGAGGAAUAGGCUGCGCAGAGCUAUCAUAGAUGAAGUCAUUCCAGUUUACACCAGGUACCUAUUAGCGGUUGACUAUGGAAAUGCCCCUCUGAAAUUCAGUCCCUCGUACCUGCAAGAGAUGUUGCAAGAGCUAUUCGAAGGCUGAUGAAUUCGCAAACCCCGAAAAACAUAUACAAACACUAUUCGAAGGCUGGACGAGAGCGGCACACCAGACAAGUCUACGCAGGUACAUCUAGUUGUGUUUCCUUCUGUGUUGAUUUUGGGAUGGAAUGUUAACAUUGUUGCUUCUCAAGCUGUGAGUAAAGCAGCUAAAAAGCUUAAGCAUUAUAAAAACUUCUUGUGCC